UGUCAAAAACUGUGGUCAAAAAUUGUCGAAUUGGUAUCGGUCUGUGGUCGAACUUCGAAGCGCAAGCGAAAUGGUGAUACGAAAAUAGCACUGCCGAAAUUAUCAAGAUUAAUUCUUGAAAGUUAACUUAUUUUAUAAAAUAACAAGACGCCCCUGCCCACCGCCCAAGAGAGAUAAUGGCGACAUUCGCAUAUGAACAUGACGCUGAGGGUGGUAAAUUUAUACCCGCAACCCAACGACCAGACGGCACUUGGAGAAAACCUAGACGCAUAAAGGAUGGAUAUGUGCCACAGGAAGAAGUCCCUCUUUAUGAGAGUAAAGGCAAGCAGUUCAAGGCGAAGCAGAACACUGGCAUCCCUGUAGGCCUUACUAGUGAAAUAGUGGAGGAGAUGAAGAAAUCUAAGAAAGGCUCCUUCCAGCCCAUACCCGGCAUGAUAAUCAAUGUAGAGAAGAAAAAAAAGAAAAAGAAGACAGCUGUAGAAGAAGCAGCGGAUAAACUUGGGAAAUGUGAAAUAACAGAACCAACAUUCACUAGUCCAUCGCCAGCACCCAGCACAACACCAACACAAUCAGAUCCAGCCAAAAGACUGAAAAACUUAAAAAAGAAAUUAAGAGAAAUCGAGCUUCUUGAGGAAAAAAUCAAAUCUGGAACCCUCAAGAACCCAGAUAAAGAGCAAAAAGAAAAAAUCUCAAAGAAAAAUGACAUAAUCAAAGAAAUAGACACAUUAGAUACUAGUAGUGAAUGACCUAAGCCAAAAUGAAUUUAUUUUAUAAGAUAUUUUAUCAAAGAUCCGUUUUUUUAAAAUUCCAAUUGUCUUAUGUGAAAGUGAUAAAUGCUCACAAAGUUUUAGACAUCAAUGAAAUAACAUUUUAUUUACACCU
Messenger RNA from Maniola jurtina (meadow brown), 882 nucleotides. RefSeq names its product partner of Y14 and mago (gene Pym). NCBI's taxonomy places the organism in Eukaryota, Metazoa, Arthropoda, Insecta, Lepidoptera, Nymphalidae. Bases 177 to 746 code for a protein of 189 amino acids. The transcript is spliced from 3 exons. Gene Ontology annotation, cellular component: exon-exon junction complex; cytoplasm. Gene Ontology annotation, molecular function: RNA binding. Gene Ontology annotation, biological process: exon-exon junction complex disassembly. The record is from RefSeq and is a predicted model, not a curated record.